Musa acuminata AAA Group (dessert banana) is the source of this 1302-nucleotide messenger RNA. Its product is annotated as transcription factor WRKY45-1-like. The transcript has 3 exons. Gene Ontology annotation, biological process: regulation of DNA-templated transcription. Gene Ontology annotation, molecular function: sequence-specific DNA binding; DNA-binding transcription factor activity. The record is from RefSeq and is a predicted model, not a curated record. NCBI's taxonomy places the organism in Eukaryota, Viridiplantae, Streptophyta, Magnoliopsida, Zingiberales, Musaceae. The coding region runs from base 123 to 971 and encodes 282 amino acids.
CCCCUUUGCCCUCAGACACAUCUCUCGCUCACUCUCUCUCUCUCUCUCUCUCUCUCUCCCCAUGCUGAAAUCGCCCUAAGAGGAAGAAGGAAAUAAGCUUAACGUAUAGAGGAGAAGAAAGAAUGAACUGGCAUGAGCAAGGAAACAUGAAGGCGGCCAUGGAAGAGCUGAUAAGGGGGCAGGAGCAGGCAACUCGCCUGCAAUCCAUGCUGAAAGACAUGCUCCCACCGGAGAACCCAUCCGGCCCGGCCGCCGACUUGCUCAUCGAGGUCUUGAGCUCCUUCUCCAAGGCACUGUCUCUACUGGACCUGGGAAGUUCAGCUGAGGCAAACCCCCCUUCUUCUAAUGGUGGCGUGAGGAGGAAGAUGCAGUCUCCUCGGAGAGUUAGUUGCAGAGGAAGACAACAUCCAUAUACAUGUAGAACGACAUUCUUGAAGACCAUUGAGGAUGGCUUUACAUGGAGAAAGUAUGGACAGAAGAAUAUAUAUGGUGCCAAGCAUCCAAGAAGCUACUACAGAUGCAUCCACAAGCAUGGCCAAGGCUGCCAGGCCACAAGGCAAGUGCAACGGACCGAGCAGGACGACUCCACCUUCGCCAUCAUCUACAUGGGAGAUCACACAUGCACCGACGCCACCACGCCGCGCGAUCAACCCACACAUCACGACAUCACUUCCGGAUCGAACACCGCCGCGGCCAACGAUCGCCGGGCGACUCCUCCCUCGUCCGCCCUUGGGAAUCCGAAGCAGGAGUGCGAGGAGGAAGUGAUAAGCAACCACUCACCGAGCACUCCUUCCUCCUCGCAGCUUCUCAAGCUACCGGCGCUGUCAGCGUUUGAAGGCUCGUCUCCUCCAAUGGCGCAGCUCAUGGAAGCUGUUUCGGAGCAGUACUGUAGCUUGGAGAUGGAGUUCGAUCCUUCCGAAUUCAAGCUGGAAGACAUGUUUGAACUGAGCCAUGAUGGGUACAACUGUUAGGGGGAAGAGUAGCAGAAUUCUUGUAUCUUAUCAGAUUUCGACCAUGCUUAUGUACAGUGAAUCUUUGUAUUCUUCAUGAUUUCCAAUCAAUGAGGAUGGGAGCUGUCAGUGUUCGAAGAUUCGUCUCCUCCAAUGGCGAAGCUCAUGCAAGCUGUGUCAGAGUAGUACUGUAGCUUGGAGAUGGAGUUUGAGCCACUGUCACCAUGAUGAGUAGUUUGGGAGGGAAAGUAACUUAAUUCUGAGAUCUUAUCAGAUAGCUUAUGUACAGUAUGAAUCUAUGUAUUCUUAGUGAUAUCUAAUCAAUGAGGACGGCUUAUAAUGGUGGCUGUAA